Molecule: messenger RNA, 822 nt
Organism: Medicago truncatula (barrel medic)
Lineage: Eukaryota; Viridiplantae; Streptophyta; Magnoliopsida; Fabales; Fabaceae
Product: transcription factor SRM1
Exons: 2
Coding region: 1-822 (273 amino acids)
Molecular function (GO): DNA binding
Source: RefSeq, a predicted model, not a curated record
AUGGAUGAAGUGAGUAGUGAGUGGAGCAGCGAGCAGAAUAAAUUGUUUGAAUAUGCAUUGGCCAAUUAUCCUGACGAUGUUGUGGAUCGAUGGGAGAAGAUUGCGGCCGGUGUGCCUGGGAAAACUUUGGAACAAAUUAAACAUCACUAUGAGGUUUUGGUAGAUGAUAUUCACAACAUUGAAUCUGGUUUUGUGCCUCUACCAGAUUAUGAUUCUUUUUCAAACUCAACAAAGUGUACUAUUGUUAAAAAGGGAACUAAGGCUUCCGGUUCUUAUCAUUGGACAGAAGAUGAACACAGGUUAUUUCUUAUGGGUGUGGAGAAGUAUGGAAAGGGUAAAUGGAAAAAAAUCUCAGAGAAUUAUGUGGUGACAAAAACACAUACACAAAUAGCAAGUCAUGCUCAAAAAUACUUCAAAGGUCUGAAUUCAACGAAAGAGAAGAAAGAAAGAAGGCGAUCCAGCAGACAUGAUGUCACAUAUGUCGAAAAUGGAGACAUUUCAGCACCUCAUGGAGCAAUUACCGGUCAAGCAAGUGAUUAUGCAAGACAAUCAGCCACACAAACUCCUCAAGCUCCAUCUGCUGGUACCAGAACUUUAAAUGAUCCACCAGUUCCACCUGCCGGAAUGUAUGUUGUGACCCCGCCUUCUGGAGUCGGAGUUUAUGCUGCUCAUAGGAUCGGGCAACCUAUAGGAGGACGGAAUUGCACUCCCGGACAGAUGGCUUAUGGUAUUGGACCAGUUUCUUGGACAAGUAUGCCAGGGGUACCAAUGAACUUGGGUCCUAUGACAUUUCCCAUGCAAAAUACAUAUGCUCACUUAUGA